Durusdinium trenchii is the source of this 208-nucleotide messenger RNA. The record is from the annotation of a GenBank genome assembly. NCBI's taxonomy places the organism in Eukaryota, Dinophyceae, Suessiales, Symbiodiniaceae.
AUGUCCUUGACGGACGCCGACGUGCAGCAUGAUAAAUCAGACUUGGUCGACAACAUUGGCCCCGAGGUCGAUCAGACCAAGCCUUAUGUCCAUGCCAAAACGGGGUGGAUCACUCGAGCAGACGCACACACCUUUUUCCAUGACCGUAUCGAUGCCAAUAGAGCAAAAGCGGAUGCCUACCAAGCCCUUCGAGCUCCUAAUGCAGCAC